Messenger RNA from Odontomachus brunneus, 1371 nucleotides. RefSeq names its product glutamate receptor ionotropic, kainate 1-like. Lineage: Eukaryota; Metazoa; Arthropoda; Insecta; Hymenoptera; Formicidae. The transcript is spliced from 3 exons. The coding region runs from base 1099 to 1359 and encodes 86 amino acids. The record is from RefSeq and is a predicted model, not a curated record.
GCGCAGCCAGUGCCCGCGCGUCUCUCGCGAUCGUCGGACCGCGCGUACGUAAAACGGGGAGGUUCUCGUCGUCGCGUGGAUGUUCGCACGCGGUUUCCGGAGCCGGCCGUGACAAUUCGCGUGACUCAGUGCCGCAAGUAAACUCGACCGUUAUUUCCGGAUAGAUACAGCGAGAAGUGCGAGGGGACCUGGCGAUAGUCAUAAGAUGUUUCGAUUCGUUCGACAAUCGAACCAGCCGGCUGCCGCGAUCUCGAGAAUCUUCAGAUGGUGACGGUGAUCGAGUGGCGUUCGAAACUUCGCGACAGUUCGUCGUACGAAUGAUAUAGCGUCUUCAGUGUUCUCUGAUACCGAGAGUGGAUUUUGGUCCCGGAAGGAAGGUUGUGCUUCGAUAUCUCGUCGGUCGCAGCAUCCCGUAGUUUCGUGGCUUUUUGAAGGGUGAAGAGUAAUCGGUCGGUCAAUAUUCCGUCGCGGAUCUCCGAGCUGUCACAGGCAAGGCGCGAGGUCUCCGCGAGUCUACCUCCCUUCGAGAAUGUAAUGACGCGGACGAUGAUAACGUGAUUCAAACGGCGCGAGUUUUAUAGUCGCUGCAGUGAAAAGAGAAUAAGUGGCGAUAAAAUCGGGGCGGACAAUAAAGCGACUGAAGAUAUGCAGGCAAGAUCAAGAUGACUCUAUGAAGAAAGUGCGGAGGUGAUGGGACGCGUCGGAGAUUAAAGGAGACGCAUCGAGAUGUUGAGGGCGUCGCAACGAUCCUGAAUUGGAUCGAGCAGGUGCAGGAAGUACCUUGUCCCCCAGCGCGAGGAUCGCCUAUGGCAAUCAUGUUGUGCAGGACGAGUCUCGUGAGGUGCAUCGAUACCUUCUACGUCGCGUAGAUGAACAUCGAGACCACGCGAAGGAUGACGGCCGUCUAAGAAUCCUCUCCGAUGUGCGACCAGCGUUUUUGAGGAUGUGCAGUUUGGUGUUAAAGUGCCGGUGAACGGAGCGACCUACUCGCGUACUUAUGAUUCCCUUCCCUUUCCAUUAUCGCGCUUCAUCUCACGGCGAGCCCGCGCUAACGAUGCCAUAGUCGCCCAAGUGCGAACUGAUUUCACGACGGACACAAUGGCACUGUUGUUCGCCAUAAUCGUUAUUUCAAUCACCACUGCCAUGUCGCUGCCGCCGGUCAUUAGAAUCGGAGCGAUCUUUACCGAGGAUCAAAAGGAUAGCCCGUCGGAAUUAGCGUUUAAGUACGCCAUUUACAAGAUCAACAAGGAUAAGACUCUCUUAGCGAACACGACGUUGGUUUACGACAUUCAAUAUGUGCCUAAAGACGAUUCGUUUCACACGUCUAAAAAAGGUAGGAAAAUAUUCAACUUAUUAUAAAUUCGUGUGUGU